CAUUCAUCGAUCAGACACCUCAUCCGGCCGGCGACAUAAGAACAACGUGACAUGUCUGUUCGUGUUCAAUCAUCGUCAACAAUAUUCGUAGUAGUAGUAGUUCUGCAGCUAGUGACCAUCAUCAGCGCCGAAACCCUCAACCUAUGCGAGUCCAACGAUCCCAACGGCUACUGCAGUGGAAGCAACAGCAUCGGGCUCUGCAACCCAAACAACUUUGACAAGACAAAGGCCGUGGAAUUCCAAGCCCAAUUGCUCGAUUACGUCGGGAAUCGUUAUUACUACAACAGCGGCAGGAGCUCCGGAUGCGUACAGACGCCGACUACUCCUCCGGUGUACUUCUACUACUGUUGCAGCAGGUUCGUCACCGGUUGCGGCGCCUGCUACGCUAAGGCCAUCAAGCGCCUGAAAGACGGCUGUCCCGGCAGAGCUGGAGGCAGUGUGUUGUUUGAUAAGUGUAGUCUAAGGUAUGAGCUUCAAAGCUUCUGUUGAGAUCAUGAUAACGAUGAUGAUGGUAAUUUUAUCUUUAAGACUCUCUCUGUAAUGAUGAUUUCAAUAAAUUAUGGGGUCGUUUGGAAGUUGUGAUAGUUUUGUUGAGAUUGUCAUUAUGCAUGUAUUGUUUACAAUGCAUCCUUUUUUUGUUUUUUAGCAGAAACAAUACAUGGAUUGUUUCUGUGAUGUAUAUCUCAACUUUUAGUUGUGAUUCUUGAGAUAGUUGAGUUGAGAAACAAUACAUCUACUUAACAAUC
Molecule: messenger RNA, 746 nt
Organism: Linum trigynum
Lineage: Eukaryota; Viridiplantae; Streptophyta; Magnoliopsida; Malpighiales; Linaceae
Source: the annotation of a GenBank genome assembly